Molecule: messenger RNA, 1496 nt
Organism: Exophiala viscosa
Lineage: Eukaryota; Fungi; Ascomycota; Eurotiomycetes; Chaetothyriales; Herpotrichiellaceae
Exons: 1
Coding region: 466-1173 (235 amino acids)
Source: RefSeq, a predicted model, not a curated record
ACGACCAAGACCUACGAUCUUCUUGUCAUAGUGGGCGGCACCACUAACAAGGCUGGUGGCCUCACUUGCUCUACACCUGAGGAAAGGUGGACAGCCUGAGCACAAUAGCGCGCAUGGCCUCACGCUCUGGGCAUGAUCUUCGUGCCCAGAGAACGAGGACGGACUUGUCGCCUUCUUGAGCCUCAACCCGAGCAAUAGUGAGUAGGAACCGGAGCAAUCGUGAGUAUGAACAGAAGGACUUCGACCAAAGCAGGUAUGAACACCGCUCUCGAAUGAUGGGGGCGGAUUCUCGCAGGCUAUAAAAAGGCAGCAGAAAAUCCAUCAAGAUGUACCGCCUCGACAAUAAAAAACAAACCUCUACACAGGCCGCAGUCACUGUUCCAGCCUCUACCAAGAAACCACAUCCCUUUGCUCAGGAACUACAGUCAGGGGUUUCAAGAUUUUGUAAAGGACACAUCGAUCGCCAUGGUCGCCAUCAAACUUCUAGUCAGCUGCCUCGCCCUAGCAGCCCAAGGGGUCCACUCCUGUGCACUCGAGUCCCGCCAGACCAGCGCCGACUUCCUGACAAACGGCGACGACGGUCCCGCCGACCCCGAGACCCUCGGUUUCGCCAUCAACCUCCUAUCCCUCAUAGUGCGCAACCUCACGGCCAGCCAGCACUUCUACAGUAAGGUCCUCGGCAUGCGACACAUCUUCACCGCGCAGCUAUCUCCCAGCUACAGCGUAACCUACAUGGGUCAUGCACAAGGCGGCAGGAACGGCACAGGCUAUCAAACAGGCCAGGAGAUGCUACGUGACAAGAACAACGCCGCGGGACUCCUUGAACUGCAGUAUCUCUCUGACUCCCAGGAUGAAGGCAUGACAGCGACCACCGUACGUCCCAACACCUUCAGUCACAUCGGAUUGAUAGUGCCAGACCUAGAAAAAGCUCAGGCGCGAAUGGAGAAGUUCGGGGCCAAGAUCACCAAACGCAUUGGCCAGAGUGCGGAGAAUAUCACGUCGGUCGAAAAUGCGCUUGGUUUUGGUCCGUCCGCCACUACUAAUCAGACCGAGCGUAAGCUGCUCGUCAAGGGCCAACAACUCGUUGGAUUUGCGCAGCUGUUGACGGUGGAGGACCCGGACGGCAAUAUGAUCGAGGUUCAGCAGCAUGUGCCACCUCCAGGCGUUGCGUAAGGGAGGCUCCUCUACUAUGUACCUUGUGCAAAACACAUGCUAGGCGGGUGGUAUGAGUACUGCGGGCCUCGAUGAUGAACAGGGGUCAUACAUUCGUCUCUAGCUACUCCAGACAAAUCAAAUCUAUCAGCCAGUGGCAUCUCCUAUUCCGGACAAAGUGGAGGAGGGCCUUGCUUACUUUCCCAUCAGGCAUUGCUGGCCCCCCACAAGUGACCAGGCCCAAGUUGUUCGAACUAACACGCCUGCUGCUCUAGGUUGGCAGGUGAGAUAUGACUCCAUAGACUAAGUUAAAGUAGCCAGCAUCAACUAUUCCUGGUUCGAUU